Molecule: messenger RNA, 1195 nt
Organism: Hyalella azteca
Lineage: Eukaryota; Metazoa; Arthropoda; Malacostraca; Amphipoda; Hyalellidae
Product: apolipoprotein D
Exons: 6
Coding region: 41-601 (186 amino acids)
Molecular function (GO): pigment binding
Source: RefSeq, a predicted model, not a curated record
UCGCAGUUAUCGUCCACCUACGACGGACUCCAUCACAAACAUGAACGGGUUCUCCGCUGUACUCCUGCUGGCCGUGGCCGGUCUGACGAACGCUUACCUCGACCAGGGAGUUUGUCCAGACUUCCAGAACAUCGCUGAGUUCGAAAUUCCUCCGUACCUGGGCCGUUGGUUUGAAACCCACAGAUACCCGAACGGUUUCGAGACUGGCAGCAAGUGCGAGACGGCAGACUACGGCGCUAUCAACGACACGACAGUCUCUGUCGUGAACACCGCCAACCUCGCCGACGGGUCCCUGUACGUCAUCAGCGGCACGGGCACCGCCACGGACGUCCCCGGUCAGCUCAUCGUCCAGUUCCCUGGGGAGUCUGUCGGCUUCUACAACGUCCUGGCCACUGACUACGAGACCUACAGCUGCGUCUACACCUGCGCCCAGAUUGGGGACUUACGUGACCAGUACGCGUGGGUGAUAUCCCGCACCUGGGAACUGGAUGACGCCACACUCGCGGUGGUGCUUGACGUGUUCGAGUCGAACGGCAUCGACACGGCCGUGUUGCAGCCUACGCCGCAAGGGGGAGACUGCAUCUACACUCCUGCCCCUUAAUGCAGCAAAAAUCGGGAACAUUGUCACGGAAAUUCAGGAUUCGAAAUGAAUGCAAUUUACUUAGGAAAGUCUACCUGCAUUUUUUUGUUAGGCUGAAUGUAUGGCUGUCGUACAUGGUUAAAAUAGUGCCAGUAGCAUUCAUCAAAUUCUCAGGAGAAAUGUUUCAGGUAAAAAUACUAACUGUUGGUCAAUGAGGCAUCAUUUAAUUAAUCAUCGCGAUUUUUCCGAAAACUGGAAAAUGUAAUAAUCAGUGAUAGAAAAUUGUCUUCAUUUGUGUCGAACUGAUCGAUACCUUGAAUAUUUUAAUUUUUAAUACAAGUGUUUCUGUCGCAUUUUUAAUCAAUAAAUUUUCAAACGUUUUUUAUAUAAUUGCCUGCCUUAAACUAAAUAUCACAAUGCCUCUAAUCACUGGCAUUCCAUGUUAACUGAAGGUUUCAUCACAUAAUCAGGUUGCACCAAUGUAAUAUAAUAGUUACCUGACAAUUAAAUACUAAUUUCUAGACCCUGCAUGGAAAAUCGAAUGUGCAUCGAUUGAAGCCACUGAUAGUUGACAUCUUACAAGAUUUCUAUUCCAAGGAUUAAAAUUAUUUCAUG